AUGGGCUGUUCCCAUGUUAGGCGGGAGUCUCUAUUGAUUCCCAAAAAGGAUGGAACGUCCAUGCUCGUUGCAGGCGUAUUGAAGGCUGAAGUGCGGUCGCCAUGCGAUCGGCUGGGGUCAAGGAGGAGAGGAUGCCCAAUGCCCCACGAGAUUGGCUCUGGUAAGGAAAAAGGUUCCUUGAACGAUGAUCGGCCGAUAGAUGAUGAGAUUGACCACCAAGAAACGCAGAAGUGGAUUGGGGGCGUCGCCCUGGGCCUGUGCGUGCAUCCUCCGGAGCACAUUGUCGAAGCGAAUCAGCCUAGCAACUAA
Messenger RNA from Fusarium graminearum PH-1, 309 nucleotides. RefSeq lists its product as uncharacterized. The record is from RefSeq and is a predicted model, not a curated record. Bases 1 to 309 code for a protein of 102 amino acids. The transcript is spliced from 2 exons. Lineage: Eukaryota; Fungi; Ascomycota; Sordariomycetes; Hypocreales; Nectriaceae.